Messenger RNA from Acanthopagrus latus (yellowfin seabream), 2273 nucleotides. It is a transcript of the gene tph1a, whose product is annotated as tryptophan hydroxylase 1 (tryptophan 5-monooxygenase) a. The record is from RefSeq and is a predicted model, not a curated record. Gene Ontology annotation, cellular component: neuron projection. NCBI's taxonomy places the organism in Eukaryota, Metazoa, Chordata, Actinopteri, Spariformes, Sparidae. Gene Ontology annotation, biological process: aromatic amino acid metabolic process; serotonin biosynthetic process. Gene Ontology annotation, molecular function: iron ion binding; tryptophan 5-monooxygenase activity. The coding region runs from base 46 to 1488 and encodes 480 amino acids. The transcript is spliced from 11 exons.
AUAAGAACUGCAUAAAACAGGCAAACAACCGGGCAGCACUUGAACAUGUACUCAAACAAAAACGAAGGACCGCGUAGAGGAAGAUCUUUUGACUCCAUGAACAUUGGCUUCGAAGAGAAAUUGCUGAACAAUGAGAUAAACAAAUCGACCUUCACAAAAAUUGAAGAAAACUCUGAAAAGAACAACACGUCGGAGAAAGGCAGAGCAACAAUCAUCUUCUCCCUCAAGAAUGAAGUGGGAGGAUUAGUAAAGGCGCUCAGACUCUUCCAAGAAAACCACGUCAACCUUGUCCACAUAGAGUCGAGAAAAUCCAAACGACGCAACUCUGAGUUUGAAAUCUUCGUGGACUGCGACAGCAACCACGAACAGCUGAAUGAGAUAAUCCACCUGCUCCGAAAGCAUGUGAACGUGGUGGACAUGGACCCUCCAGAUAACUCCUGUCUACACGAGGAAGAUAUGUAUGACGUUCCUUGGUUCCCAAAGAAGAUUUCAGACUUGGACAAAUGUGCUAACCGUGUCCUGAUGUACGGCUCUGAGUUGGAUGCGGAUCAUCCGGGUUUCAAGGACAACGUCUACCGGAAAAGGCGAAAGUACUUUGCUGAUCUUGCCAUGGCCUUCAAACAUGGGGAUCCGAUCCCUCGCAUCGAGUUCACAGAGGAGGAAGUGAAGACUUGGGGAGUCGUGUACAGGGAGCUCAACAAGUUGUACCCAACCCACGCCUGCCGGGAGUACUUGAAGAACCUGCCACUGCUCUCCAAAUACUGUGAAUUUCGGGAGGACAACAUCCCUCAGCUGGAAGAUGUCUCACGCUUCCUCAGGGAACGCACCGGAUUUACCAUCAGGCCUGUGGCUGGUUAUCUGUCCCCUCGUGACUUCCUUGCCGGUUUGGCCUUCCGUGUUUUCCACUGUACCCAGUACGUGCGGCACAGCUCCGACCCCUUGUACACCCCAGAGCCGGACACGUGCCAUGAGCUGCUGGGUCACGUCCCUCUGCUGGCCGAGCCCAGCUUCGCCCAGUUUUCUCAGGAGAUCGGUCUCGCUUCCCUCGGAGCCUCAGAUGACUCCGUUCAGAAACUGGCCACAUGCUACUUCUUCACCGUGGAGUUUGGCCUAUGCAAACAAGAAGGGCAGCUGCGAGCAUACGGAGCGGGGCUGCUGUCAUCGAUCAGUGAGCUUAAGCAUGCGCUCUCUGGCAAUGCAAGGAUAAUGUCUUUCGACCCCAAAGUCACAUCCAAGCAAGAAUGCAUCAUCACGACGUUUCAGGAUGUCUACUUUGUCUCGGAGAGCUUCGAGGAGGCCAAAGUCAAGAUGAGGGAAUUUGCCAAGACCAUCAAGCGUCCCUUCACGGUGCGAUACAACCCUUACACCCAGAGUGUGGACGUGCUAAAAGACACUCCCAGCAUCAACAGCGUGGUGGAGGAGCUUCGGCACGAGCUUGACAUCGUCGGCGACGCCCUCAGCCGGCUGAACAAGCAGCUGGGCGUCUGACUGCCCAAAUUACAGUCAGAGUUGCCCAACUGCAGUCCGUCAAUGCUUGCCUAGUCACCCCCCCACCCCGAGCACCACCGUAGAGAUGCUGCUUGUGUUUCGCCCCCUCGUCACUACAAUGAAUGUGCCCUGCUUCUGGCAAAAUGCCCCGGCGUCCCCACUGCAUGGUGUAUGGCUUAUACGAUUCACAGAGGCGCAUUAGGUGUGUUUAACCACUGAUAUCAGUAUAUUGCACAAACCCAGAAAAGCUGCUUAACCUGAGAUAUUGUCUUCUGUACCGCAAAAAGAUUCCCAGCUGUUAAAAAAACACAGAUGUGGUUUCCUGAUCCUCUUGUUGACUCUGCUGUGGUGUUUUCUCAUGUGAUUUUUUUUUUUUUUUUUUUUGUAUUUCAUUUAAUUAUCUUUCUUCACAUUAAAUCUUCCUCACUUCAGUGAUAUGUAUAAAAUGUACCUUAUUUGUAUUCUUUUGGUGUAUGUAUCAUGUUCCUUUUAUGUGCUGUUAAGGGAAAUUAUGAAAGUGAAAACUAGAAUUUUAAGGAUGUUUUCAUGGCUGAUUACGACGGACUCAUGUACCCUGACCCAUUUUAUUUUACCGUGAUGAUUUUGAAUACCUCCUCUUGAAGUGAAUAAAAUUGUAGUACUCCUUAAAUCAAAUCAUUAUUUUUCUACUGUAAAGAGAUAUAGACAAUGAGUAGGCUCUGUAUCAAACUACUGAAAAUAAAAUAAAAUGUUUAUUGUGUCUGCACAGUGUGUCAAAUGGUGUGUAACCUGUUGAUUCAUUACUU